AUGCAUUUACUUCAAAUUUUCAAUUUGGAUGAAAUUGAAGAUCUGACAAGUUCAACAAGUAAUUAUGACGCAUCGAAUCGUGAGCUUAUUACUUUUUCUUAUAUUUUAGCUCUCAUUUUUGUUAUUAUUCUAGAAGAAGCUGAACCAGCAGCCAAUGAAGUUGUUCCCGCUUGUUUACCAACACCGAAUUCUGCGUUCUAUGAGUUUCCACAAAUGUUUCGCAAAGAUAUUGUGCUACUUGUUGAAACGUGCUACAAAUACUUGAGAGGAAAGUCCAAUGGUUCUAAAACUUGUCGAAUGCGUAUGCCACGUAUGCUCGUGAAGACUUACAACAUCGAUCCAUAUACAGGUCAGAGAACUAUGCGUCGAUCACAUCCAUGGAUCAACAACUUCAAUGAAUGGAUCAUAAGUGCUUGCCGAUCCAAUAUGGCUAUAAAAUUUAUCUGGACUGGGAACGAUGCUAAAGCUCUAGUGUAUUAUAUAACUGAUUAUAUAACGAAAUCAAGUCUGGCUUUCUACAAUAUGUUUGCUUUUGUACAACAAGGAAUCAACUCUAUUGAGUAG
Messenger RNA from Rotaria sp. Silwood2, 564 nucleotides. The record is from the annotation of a GenBank genome assembly. Lineage: Eukaryota; Metazoa; Rotifera; Eurotatoria; Philodinida; Philodinidae.